AUGGACGCGCAAAUCAAGAGGCAAUUGACCACAGCCGGUUACAUUGAACGCUUUUGGGAAAACCUUCUCAAGGCCGGAAAAGAAAAAUUAACUCGUGCACAUUUGACGGCACGUCUUGAACUUUUAGAAUCAUAUUGGUCAAAAUUCUUCAAGAUUCACGACGAAUUGCUAGUCAUGGAGAGGAUAGAAACCACUGAGUACAUGAAGCAAGAUUUGUACUCCAAGACAGAAGAAAGUUAUAUUUCCACGAAAACCGCAAUCACUGCAUACUUGCAGAACGUUAAACCGGCCAGUUCUCCGGGAUCCAGUGAAGCAAGCACGGUCCUCCGUCAAAUUCAAUUACCAAAGAUAAAUCUGCCCACUUUCAAUGGCGAUCAGCUGGCAUGGGAUAGCUUCAGAGACCAGUUCAUGUCGCUGGUUCACGAGGUCGAUGGACUCGCUCCCAUUCAAAAGCUGCAAUACUUAAGGUCCAGCCUCACUGGUGAGGCCGCUGCAGUUGUGUCCAGUAUUGAGAUGACAGCCAACGGUUAUGUAUCGGCGUGGGACGAGCUAGUGACACGCUACGACAAUAAACUAGUUCUUUUAUCGAGUCAUAUGCGCGCCCUAAUUUCUUGUGCUUCGAUUACAAAGGCAAGCGCCGCCGAAAUAAACAGGCUCGUCAGUGCCGUCAAUCAUGCAGCUCGCUCUUUCAAAGCUUUAAAGCGCCCGGUAGAGCACUGGGACGACUGGUUUGUACAUAUCUUAGUGGAAAAAUUGGAUUCAUCUUCACGUCUUCUCUGGGAAUCGUCACAAAAAUCUAGCCAGCAAUUUCCGGCAUUCAAUGAUCUCAAGUCAUUCUUGCUCACUCGUGUUCGAGCUCUAGAAGCCGCACAGCCGCAUACGCCAUCGUUGACGAGCAGUUCAGCGAAAAUAAAGAAAAGCGGACGUCGAGACGAGAUCUCCUCUCACUCUGCUUCUACCACUCCAGGCUCGCAGUGUCCUCUCUGCAAGGAUCAUCACUCGCUGCGAUCUUGUGCCAGAUUCAAGGCCUACUCUGUUGAGCAGCGCCGCGAACAAGUGCGAAAGGCGAGGGCGUGCUUCGACUGCCUGGGCUACAAUCACACGUUGACAGCAUGCCCCUCGACCAAUCGAUGUCGUCUCUGUCACGACAAACAUCACUCUCUCUUGCACGCUGAAGAGACAGCGGCUUCGCAGCCACCUGCUCAGGACUCACACACCUCGGCCACGCUAUCGAACAAGGUCGCUGCUGCCGAAGAAGCUGCAAAGGUUGCAGCGUUGUCGAGCUCCAUCAGCAGCGGUGCUGCUCGCGACUGCCAUAAUUACAUUGAUUUCCGAAUCGGAUCGUACGUUUACCGCGCGAGCACUCUUGGUUCCGAAGCGUCGUUCGUGUCGGAGCGCGUUGCACAGCAACUCAGGUUGCGUCGACGCAAGGUCGUAACAGUCUCCGGACUGCAGGGAGUGACCACCGGCAAGGCCUCUCAUGCCGUAUCACUUCUGAUCGGCAACAGGCGGGCGCCAUCUUUGCGCAUUGCUCUGCCCAAUGCGCUAGUCAUGCCCAAACUAACUCCGUUUACUCCUGGUAUUCAGGUACGCAAGGACAACUGGCCCCAUCUUGAAGAUCUCGAGUUGGCGGACCUAGGCUUCGAUCGUCCGGCUACCGUCGACGCAAUUCUAGGAGCUGACAUCUACGGGAUGCUCAUCGAGGGCGGAGUUAGACGCGGAUCUCCCGGAGAGCCAGCAGCUCAUUCUACUGUUUUCGGCUGGGUUCUGAUGAGCCCGCUCACGGCCAAGGACAACUUGCCGCCGAGCGGCAUCACCAGCUAUCACACUACCGUUGAACCUGAUCUAGGUCAACAGCUUCAGCGAUUCUGGGACCUUGAAGAGGUCUCCUCGCAAUGGAUUCUCUCGCCUGACGAGAAUUACUGCGAGCAUCUAUUCAAGACAACGCAUUCUCGCGACGCGCAGGGUCGCUACAUCGUGCGCCUUCCGAAGAAACCGGAUCCGCCGGCGGAGCUCGGAGACUCCCGUCGCGGCGCACUUCGGCUACUCUUGCAGAACGAGAAUCGUUUAAGUCGAAUUACACCUCUUAGGCAAUCUUAUACUGAUUUUAUGAGUCUGUAUUCUGCUCUAGGUUAUAUGGAGCCAGUGUCCAGCAACGAGUCGAUCAGGAACUCUUAUUAUUUGCCACACCAUGCCGUGACUAAGAAGAAUGAUCCGGGUGGAAAACUACGAGUCGUUUUUAACGCUUCGUUUCGUACUACAACGGGCGUCUCUCUAAACGACCUGCUUCUGCCUGGACCUCGGCUGCAGGCGGAUCUUUGGCUCGUGUUGACUCGUUGGCGACUGUAUCGAUUUGCCUUCACCACGGACAUCCUGGCCCAAGAAGAGCAUCGUUUUCCGAAGGGAGCAGCUGCCAUUCGCUCCAACAUUUAUGUUGACGACAUACUAGCCGGAGCGAGCACCCUGGAAGAAGCCCUUGAGAUCAAGGAUCAACUUGUAGGUCUCCUUGAAGCUGGAGGAUUUCAACUCAGCAAGUGGGCAUGCACGCACUCCGCGUUCUGUCCGGACGGCAACCAAACAGAGCGUCUCAUCUCCGACGCAGACUGUGUGGGCGCACUUGGCGUCCUUUGGACUCCCACCGUUGAUGAACUGAGUCUCAGAGCGGUUCCGUCGCUGAACUACUCAUCAGCGCCAACAAAACGUACCGUUCUUUCCACGGUGGCCAAAUUGUUUGAUCCGGCGGGGUGGGCCGCCCCCGUGCUUGUCGCUGCAAAAAUCUUUAUCCAGGAUCUCUGGAUGGCAGGCCUGGAUUGGGACCAAUCGAUUCCUUUGAACCUGCGGUCACGCUGGCUGCAUUUCGCUGCCAAGUUACCCGAGUUGAACCGAACCCGGAUACCGAGAUGGACCGGCGUUCAAGGAGGGUACGAACUGCACGCAUUCUGCGAUGCCUCCGAACGAGCAUACGCUGCCGCAGUCUACUUGCGCGGAAUCAAGGACUCAGGCGAAUUCGGAUCAUCUCUUCUGAUCGCCAAAACAAAGGUCGCUCCUCUGAGGCCGGUCUCAAUUCCGCGCCUGGAACUUUGCGGUGCUCUGCUUGCUGCCCGGCUUCUUCGUCGCAUCGCGACCGAGCUGCAAAUUGCCUCCGCUCACUUAUACGCUUGGACGGAUGCGCGAGUUGUCUUGGUUUGGAUUCGAGCACACCCCUCGCGCUGGACAGCAUUUGUGGCCAACAGAGUUGCUGCCAUACAAGAAUUGUUGCCGCCAGUUCAUUGGCGCUACGUCUCUACGCAGGAAAAUCCGGCCGACUUGGCCACACGAGGCAUCGCUCCCUCAGACUUAGAGAGCUCUCAAUUGUGGUGGACUGGCCCACAAUGGCUUAAAUCUCCUUCCGAGUCUUGGUAUGCGGUUGACUCAGUCGAACCGGAGAUUGAUGAAGAGCGUCGUUCACUUGCGACAGUAUUCAAUGACCGACCGAGGCCAGAUCUUCAGGCCGAACCAGAAAACGAUUUACUGUGUCGAUUUUCGUCUUUUAACAAACUUAUUCGAGUUUCAGCCCUUUGCCUUAGAUUCCUGCGAAAUGGAACUCGCCCCGGAACACUUUCUCUAUCUGCCGAUAAACUGGAUCGCUGUCGUCUUCGCUGGCUCCGCAUUGUGCAACAGCAAAGCUUUGCAGCAGAGCACAAGGCUCUUUCCGAAGGAGAGCCUGUAUCACGUCGCUCUGCUCUGCUCGCACUGCGACCCUUCAUCGCGGGGGAUGGUCUCAUUCGAGUCGGUGGUCGACUUGGACACGCCUCGCUGGCCUUCGAGGAGAAGCAUCCAAUCAUUCUCGCCAAGGACAACCAUUUGUCGCUCUUGUUGGUACGCGAUGCGCACCAUCGGACUCUCCAUGGCGGACCGCAGCUUACCUGCAGCGUACUCAUCCGCCGCUACUGGAUAUUGCGAGUUAAUUCUCUGAUCAAGUCCGUCACACGUAAUUGUGUAAGAUGCGUUCGCUUCAAGAAUGCACCCGCGCAACAGCAGAUGGGUCAUCUUCCUGGUGAUCGGGUCACAGCUGCUCGUCCAUUCUGGUCCUCUGGCGUCGAUUAUGCCGGGCCAAUUCAGCUCCGAGCCUCCAAGGGCCGAGGACAAAAAUCUUAUAAGGGAGCAGUUCAUCUGGAGGCUGUCUCGGACUUUUCGUCUGAUUCCUUCCUGGCCGCGUUUGCACGAUUCGUAGCAAGACGAGGUCGCUGUGCGCGCCUUGCCAGCGACAACGGGACCAAUUUCCGAGGAGCGGACAAGGUCUUGCGAGACAUGUUUCAAACGGCAUCAGACUUCUAUCACGAAUGCCGAGACAAACUAGCGCAGGACAGUACCGAGUGGCACUUCAUUCCCCCGUCAGCUCCGCACUUCGGCGGGCUGUGGGAGGCGGGCGUGAAGGCCACCAAGUAUCAUCUUCGGCGCGUUCUGGGUGACCAGCUUCUCACCUACGAAGAGUUGUCUACUCUCCUUUGUGAAAUAGAGGCGUGCCUCAAUUCCAGGCCGCUCUAUCCUUUAAGUAACGAUCCAGCUGACUACGCUGCGAUCACUCCUGGACACUUCCUAAUUGGUGAAACUCCAAUCAGCAUUCCGGAACCUCCAUCUCCUGUCAAGACUUCCGGCUCGGCCACUUCACGUUAUAAGUUGAUUUCUAACAUGCGUGAUCAUUUUUGGCACAGGUGGUCGCAGGAGUAUUUCCAGCACCUUCAGCAGCUCGGAAGGUGGAGACAUCGUUUUGCCAAUCUCCAACCUGGAGCUCUAGUUCUCAUCAAGGACGACCUGAGACCACCCGCAAAGUGGUCUCUCGGACGAGUCGUUCAGGUGCAUCCCGGCGACGACGGGCUCGUACGCGUUGUUACGGUGGACACUGCUACCUCACAAUUCCGUCGCCCAAUCUCGAAGAUCUGCCCGCUUCCGAUCAACCAUGAGGAAGCAGAUCACGCUACCAACUAA
Camponotus floridanus (Florida carpenter ant) is the source of this 4968-nucleotide messenger RNA. RefSeq lists its product as uncharacterized. NCBI's taxonomy places the organism in Eukaryota, Metazoa, Arthropoda, Insecta, Hymenoptera, Formicidae. Bases 1 to 4968 code for a protein of 1655 amino acids. Gene Ontology annotation, molecular function: nucleic acid binding. The record is from RefSeq and is a predicted model, not a curated record. The transcript is spliced from 3 exons.